AUGGCCGACUUACGACUCAUUGCCCCCUCCGUCAAACCUCGCCUCUCCAUUGGCGACCAGAUAAAGUUGAUUGGCAUUGCGCUAUUUGUCGCCCCCUAUUCGUUCGCACUUGCGCUCGCUCGCUUGCUAUUAUACGCCUUCCAGAAUGAGCUGGAUCUUCGAUAUUAUGCAGUAUGCGCCGUCUUCAGGACCGUGUUUGGUACCCUCGGGGGCUUUUAUGCUCAAACAAUCUUUCCGUCUACGGAAGAGGCCUAUAGGGCAUGGGUCCGGCAAAAAGAGAGGCUUGCCAAGGACCCUGCCCUCAAGGAGCGGCUCCGGUGCGAUAUACAGCCUCUCGACAACGGCCAUUCGAGCAUCCUGUGGGUAGGAAAUCGCCACAAGGCCCGCAAGAUAGUGCUGUAUCUCCACGGAGGAGGUUUUGAGCUGCCGAGCAUAGCCGGUCACUUUGAAUGUGUCUGGAAUUCAUACGUGCUCUCGGGGGUGGAAUCAGAGACUGAAGUCGCCGUUGCUUUUUUGCAGUAUUCGCUCGCUCCCACCUGGAGAGCUCCCGUGCAGCUCCGCCAGGCAGCCGCCGCUCUGUCCGAGAUUCUUGAUGCAGGCUUCAGCGCCAAGGACAUCAUCGUGGGCGGCGAUUCUGCUGGUGGAAAUUUGACGGUGCAGCUGCUCCAUCACCUAGUCGAUCCGCAUGCUGAGGUUGCCCGCAUCGUAUUACAAGAGCCUCUGUCAGCUGCCUUUCUGAUAUCGCCGUGGCUUGGUAAGGACACUUCUGCUGCCUCCUUUCGGGACAAUGAUCGCUAUGACAUGAUUUCAAUGGAUAUCCUGCGCUCUCUUGAUAUCGUCGUUCAGCCCUGUAGAGAUGGGGCCAGCACAGAUAACAAGGGCCAAGACAGCUGGGCAGAGCCUUUUGAAUGGAAUGGACCGUGGCUCAGCAAGCUGGGCAGCGUUGUCGGGAAAAUCUACAUCACGGUCGGUAAUCGGGAAAUUUUGGCUGGUCAGGGUAAGCUGAUGGCAAAGACGGUCACUGCCAUGCAAACAGGAGUGGAGGUGACUCUCGAGAGCAACCCCAAGGCAGCCCAUGAUUUUCUGGUGGUGGAGGGAUUGUUUGGGGAUAUUGGCGAAGAGACUAUCAAGAUGAAGCAGUGGUUCAAGACUGCGCUGGAGGCGAACUGAUGCUCUCUUUUCUUUUGCCAUCUUGCAGGAUUCUCGCACCUUUCAGAUAUCCCAUGCACAUGGUUCGAUAUAGUGCGAGGGGCCGGCUAUUGCCGCUGAGGGCGGUAGAAUAGAUUGUCAAUCGUUUCGUUCAACUGCCGAACCGACUACGCGUAUUCUUUUUCGAGGCUAGGCGUGAUGCCCUAGUGAAUCUGCUCAACAAGUUACCCGUCUAUAGAAGAUCUGAAUCAAACUGUCUUACAUGGAAAGUUUCCUGAGGACAUUUCCCAAGCAGCGACGCCCCACCACUGAUG
Trichoderma atroviride IMI 206040 is the source of this 1463-nucleotide messenger RNA. RefSeq lists its product as uncharacterized. Lineage: Eukaryota; Fungi; Ascomycota; Sordariomycetes; Hypocreales; Hypocreaceae. Gene Ontology annotation, molecular function: lipase activity. The record is from RefSeq and is a predicted model, not a curated record.